GGAGGUCUUUUGAGCCACAAGGGGGGCGGGGCUUAUGAGGAGAAGGCGUCGCCAAAAACAGUCGUCCAACAGGUUCGGUAGUGUCAACAUCGGAAGAAAAAAAACGUCAUUUUUGUGGUUUUAGUUCACAUUGGUGGACCUUGGAAAGAAUAACCAGGCCAAAGGAUUUUCCAUCGAGGUGUUUGGAUUGAAGCAGAAAGUGCAAACUAGUCCUCUGCAGUUAUGUCUGGCUACCCAAACCAGGGCCCCUACCCGAUGCCCUAUCACGGGGGCCAGGGCCAAUCGGUGGUUCCAUACCCUGCUUUUCAGGGUGGUUACGGAGAUUCCGCUCAAGCCCCGCCUCCAGGCUUUAACAUGGAUUACAACCAUGGUCAAAAUCCUCCUGUCACAUUUCAACCGGCACCUAUGGGCCAAGAAGGGGCGGUCUCAGGUGGACCCCCCAUGUAUGUAGGCUCCCCCCACCAGGGGGCAGUGGGCCCAGCGGAAAUGGUGCCUCAUGCUGCCACAAAUGUUGUUGCUGUUGGGGUCCCUCCAGGACUGGAAUACCUAACACAGAUUGACCAGAUUCUCAUCCACCAGAAAGUGGAACUCCUCGAAGCUUUCAUUGGCUUCGAGACAAACAACCAAUAUGAGAUAAAGAACAGCUUGGGCCAAAAGAUCUACAAAGCCAAGGAGAAGAACGACUGCUGUACCAGAAACUGCUGCGGUUCGCUACGAAGUUUUGACAUGAAGAUCAAAGAUAACUCAGACCGCGAGGUCAUCCGCCUGGUGCGGCCCUUUCGAUGCGUGUCCUGCUGGUGCCCGUGCUGCCUACAAGAGUUGGAGGUCCAGGCCCCUCCAGGCACCACGGUGGGCUACGUCAAACAGGACUGGCACCCUUUCCUGCCACGCUUUUCCAUUCAGGAUGCCACCAAGGAGACCCUGAUGAAGCUGGAGGGUCCUUGCUUCGCCUGCAACUGCUGCGGGGAUGUCAAUUUUGAACUGAAGAGCAAAAAUGGCAGCCAACCCAUCGGUCGCAUAAGCAAGCAGUGGAGUGGACUUUUGAAGGAAGUCUUCACCGACACAGACAACUUUGGCAUUCAGUUUCCUCUGGACAUGGACGUCAAGAUGAAAGCUGUCCUCCUGGGUGCAUGUUUUCUAAUUGAUUUCAUGUUCUUCGAGAAGGUGGGCGAGGCCAACCAGCGCAGCACUGUCUUUUCUUGAAACCAGUGGGGUAAAAGCCAACAGCAGUGAUUCAUGAGUUUGAUAGUGACAUUGUAUUAUUUACUUGUUAUUAAUACCAAUAUUAUAUAUUAUUUUGUAACGCUUUCAUUUUUAAAAGAUCAAAGCAAGCCAUAUGUAUGUAUGUAUGCUACCUCUCAACCUUUCAAUGACACUCCAUCCACUACACUGCACAUUGGGUUCUUUCUACUUUAAUACUUUUAUACUCUUGUAUAACUUUCUACUGCAAUUAAAGCAAAGUGGAAAGUAAGCAAUAGAAUAAAGCAAUAUUCAAGUUUUAUGGAAAAUAUGAAGUUGUAUGCCAUACUUUGUAUAUGCAAUCGGGAAAAUCGAGCCCCUUCAGAUUUUGUAUGUUUACCCCUUGACAAAGAUAUAAAUGAUAAAUAAAUGAUAAAUGGGU
Molecule: messenger RNA, 1621 nt
Organism: Nerophis ophidion (straightnose pipefish)
Lineage: Eukaryota; Metazoa; Chordata; Actinopteri; Syngnathiformes; Syngnathidae
Product: phospholipid scramblase 2-like
Exons: 8
Coding region: 223-1203 (326 amino acids)
Biological process (GO): plasma membrane phospholipid scrambling
Cellular component (GO): plasma membrane
Molecular function (GO): phospholipid scramblase activity
Source: RefSeq, a predicted model, not a curated record